UGAACGUUAAAAUUUACGAAAUCUAACAAUAAGAAACCAUUACUUAAUUAAUUAUUUGUGUAUGUGAGACUUACAAGAAUGCAUUCGUGAAUUAUUAAUAGUGUUUAACUAAUCACAAAUUAGUCAAAAAUGUUUGUUUCAUCACUAUUUUAGUCUUCAAUAAACACGAUUUUCUCUGAUUCUGUACAAGUUGGUACAAGUGUCACCGUCACCCUAACCUCCAAAUGUCAGUCAAACUUGAAAAAACCCCAUUGUGAAAGUCUCGCUUUUGGGGCAAACCAUUGCGUGUCAUGCGACGCAAAAUGUCGUUGAAAACCGUGGGUGUCAUCUUAAUCAGUGACGAGAUUCUCCACGGCGAGAAAACCGACACUUUUAGUAAAUAUCUAAUCAAAGAAUUGACUUGUUUGGGCUUCAAUGUGGGCAAAGUCUCGACGAUAAGUGACCGAGUAGAGGUGAUUUGUAACGAAUUUCACUCACUAAUAAGGACAUUCGACGUGAUAGUGGCAGUGGGCGAGACAUGUGGCUCAAUUUACAAAACCCUUGGCAAAAUGACAACCCAAGAACUAGAAACUAGUGAGGAUUUAACUCGAAUACUCACUGAAAUUGGGGAAAGUUUUAGUAAAACCGAUAUUUUACUACCCCGACAAGCUAGAAUAUUGCACACGGGGCACUGUCACCCCGUAGUUCACUUCCAGAGGAUUUUUAUUUUGAAGGAGAAGUGUCUGAAAUCGAGUUUCACGAAAAUUUUGAAAAAUCACCUCAUGGAGUACCGAAAAGAGCGAGAUUUCCGAAAAAUCAUCGAGAUUAACAAGAAUGGAAACUUGUCGUUUGAUUUAAACGAGUUCAAAACCAAUAAUAGUCUUCAAAUCGAGUUUAGUAAAAAUGACAAGAGUUACAUUUUUAAUGUUUCGAGUCCUGAAUUGCGUGAAAUGGUGGAAUUUCAGCGCAAAAUCGCCGAAAAGUUUCACAAUUAUGCGAAAUUCGUCGAUAAUUCAGACGUUUGGGGGCGUGUCUACUCCAGUGGUGAAAAACACAUCAAAAAUGCGAUUGAAAAUAUUGAAAAUUGUUUGCAACAGUUCGGUUUAGAGAACAUUUUUGUGAGUUUCAACGGCGGUAAAGACUGCACUGUUUUGCUCCAUUUGGUUUUAACAGUCGUUAGGAGAAAGUAUCCUCAACAUUCGCACCCAAUUCCUUGUCUUUACGUUCAAAGUGAAAGUCCUUUUCCCGAACAGGACGAGUUUAUUGACUUGUGUAAAUGUUACUAUAAUUUGAAAAUAAUGACACUCAAGUCGGGGAUUAAGGACGCUUUAGCGCACACUUUGCAACAAUUUCCCAACUACAAGGCUUGUUUUAUGGGGACGAGACGGACAGAUCCGUUUUCGGGUGAUUUAAGUGUUUUUCAGGUAUUUUCCCCGAGUUUAGUAUUUUUUGUUUUUCUCAGUUGGUUACAGAUGACUGAUGCUAAUUGGCCCCAAAUACUCAGAGUUAGUCCGGUCCUGGAUUGGCAUUAUUCAGACAUUUGGGACUAUUUACUGUUAUAUAAAGUACCGUAUUGCAAAUUGUACGAUUUAGGGUUCACCUCGUUGGGGAAUACCGUAAAUACGGAACGGAAUCCCUCUCUUAAAUGCUACGACCCGUUUGAUGGAAGCGAAUUUUACUUACCGGCGUAUAAACUACUGAAAGAGGGGAAGGAACGGAAUGGGAGACAUUCUAGUUGAUUAUUAUUUCAAGGGGGUGGAUAAUUUAGUCAAAUUUUUAUUUAAUUGUUGGUUAUGUAGAGUUUAUUAAAUAAAAAAUGGUGAAAAUUGAAAUUUGGCGCCCGCGCCAUCAGUGUUGCCAAUC
Messenger RNA from Tribolium madens (black flour beetle), 1842 nucleotides. RefSeq names its product FAD synthase-like. NCBI's taxonomy places the organism in Eukaryota, Metazoa, Arthropoda, Insecta, Coleoptera, Tenebrionidae. Bases 291 to 1718 code for a protein of 475 amino acids. The record is from RefSeq and is a predicted model, not a curated record. The transcript is spliced from 2 exons. Gene Ontology annotation, molecular function: FMN adenylyltransferase activity. Gene Ontology annotation, biological process: FAD biosynthetic process.